Molecule: messenger RNA, 2713 nt
Organism: Helicoverpa armigera (cotton bollworm)
Lineage: Eukaryota; Metazoa; Arthropoda; Insecta; Lepidoptera; Noctuidae
Exons: 4
Coding region: 166-1428 (420 amino acids)
Source: RefSeq, a predicted model, not a curated record
GUAGGCUUACUAAUUUAAUCUGAGAGCUUACUAUUUUAUUAGUUGGCAUCCCUGGGCCCUUCUGUCAACAACGUAAACAUUGACACGUCACAACAGUGAGUGAAUUCAAUUCUUUUGAAUUCAAUAAGAAACUUGCACGAGUUAAAAUUUCAGAACUAAACUACAAUGUCUGAAGACUUCAGUACAUUGACCACUGUGUCUCCGGCACUGACUAAGGACAGACUCAGCAAGGCACUCACAGAUUGGUUCAAUGAGCCGCACACAUUUACACAUUGGGAGUAUGUUAGUGAAACUGGCAAGGGUGAUUCGUACCUCAGCGAACUUAUCCGCAUCAGAAUACAUGGCAUCAAUCAAAAUGAAGUUGCUAACCAUGUUCAAGUCAUACUCAAAAACAUUCCCAAAAGCAUUUCCCGCAGGCUCACCUUCAGAAGUGCCGAAUUCUUCGAAAAUGAGAUCAAUUUCUACGAGAAAGUUCUACCAGCCUUACUUGAGUUCCAAUCCAGCAAAAAUGUUAAAGACCCAUUUGAUAAGUAUGCGAGACUGUUCCUAACAUACUCUGAUGGGACAAAUGAUGUCAUAUGUUUGGAGGAUGCAAGUAUUUACAACUUUGGGAGUGCAGUACGUCAAGAAGGCAUUGAUAUAGAUCAUUGCAAGUUAACAUUCAAAGUCCUGGCACAGUUCCAUGCACUCUCCUUCGCAAUGAAAGACCAGAAACCUGAAGAAUUUAAUAAAAUAAAGACACAAGUCAGAGAGCUGUAUUACCAUGACCGCCUCUGGGGGUGGUACACCAGAUUCUGGAAGAGAAUAUCUGGUAUUGCAAUUGAUGCUGUGGAAAGGGAAUAUCCAGACUCCAUAUACGUUGAAAAGAUAAAGAAGUUUGCAGUUCCUGAAAGGUAUCAGGACAUGAUAGACGCUGCAACUAAAACUGGUGAUAAUGGUGUCAUUUCUCAUGGUGAUUCCUGGACGAAUAAUUUCCUUUACAAAUAUGUUCAAGAAAAGCCAGUUGACGCGAAAAUAAUUGAUUUUCAAUUAUCAAGGUGUGCUACGCCUGUGUUGGAUGUAGCUUUUAUGAUAUAUGGUUGUACAACUCAGGAUUUGAGGGAAAAGCAUUAUGAAGACUUACUCAAGUAUUACUAUGAGGUUCUUUCUACCCAGAUAAGAGAGAUGGGUAGUGACCCAUCGAAGGUGUAUUCUUGGGAACUAUUCAUGAGUGAGAUUAAGAAGUACUCGUUCUUUGGUUUGGCAUUUAGCUUCGAGUCUACGCCUGUCAUCGUUUUGGCACCUGAAGAUGCUAUUGACAUGGAAAUGGAGGGAGACGAAUGUAAGAACAUAGACGAUAUAUGGCAGGUAGGCCCUUUCAAAACCAAGGAGGGAAGACUAAGGGAAGCCAAUAAUAUUAAGCAUUGCGUUGAUAUGGGCUAUAUAUAAGCACUACUAUAACCAAUUUUUAUGGUUGUGUUGCCUUGCAAUAUUAAAUAUUUUCAGGUUGUGUAGCCUCUUUUAAAGUAUAUAAAUUAAGUAUAUUGAGAGUUUGUUUGUUUGCUUGUUUUUUAUUCUAUAGCCCAUUCAUCGAGGAAGGCAAUUUUUUAUCUGGAUAGUUCCCACGGGAUACGGUGGAAACCGCUGGCGGAAUAUGGUGAACUAAUAACCUAAGCUACCUCACAUUUGUCAAUUUUUAAUAUCAAUUUUUUUUGUCAGUAAUUCCUGAGAUUAGCUUGUUCCAGCAUACAAACAAACUCUUCAGGCUUAUGAUAUUAGUAGAAUGAUUGUGUAUGCAAAUUAUCCAGUUUUAUAUUGCCAUAGUCUAAGUUGUAGCUUAAAAACCAUAUACACAUAUAGCUUAAUAGCCAUAGCUUAAAAACAGGGUAGCAAAUUGGUAUAAGAACUCUUUAGAUAUGUAUCAAACAAGCAUCACUAUUAUAUUAGCGUAAUAAGUUUGUGCAAUGAACAAUAUGCUAUUUUAUUUUUAGACAAGUAUUAUGUAAAUUUUAUUUGACAAAUAGUUACUUGCGAUUGAAAAUUGCAUUCCUCUUAUAUCUUAGCUUAGUAGCUCUUAUUUAAUAAUUAUAAGAAUGUAUUUAUAUUUAAUUGCAUUUAAACAUGGUAUUUACAGGUCUCAAAGUUAAAAAAAAAUAGUUCUACAUAUGAGUAAUUCUCACUGAUAUUUUCAUACUCAUUUAAUCAUGACUAUUUUCUUAUAAUUAAUAGAAUUUAAUCAGUUAGUUAUAACAAGACAAAUGUAAUCACAUUUAGCUAUUAUGAAAUAUUCUCGUAUAAAAAAAUCUCAGAUAGAUUUUUAUGACAUCAGACAAUAUCUAUUUUAUAGUUUAACUUACUUUUGUUAUUAUAUUAAUGAAAUUAUGACAUCAAGAAGUUAUUUAUAUAUUUUUAAGUUAAUGCAAUAAUUAAAAUCAGUAUUUGUUUAUUCGAAUAUACAUUUGCAGCUAAAAUAAAGGCUGGUCUUUUGGCACCGCAGUAGUUCUUUAUAGUUCUAAGGUCACAAGCAAUAUGUUGAAAAAAUAUAAUUGAUUAAGUUUUUUGAGCAGUUAUUAUGCAAUAUUUAUAAUAAGAUGUUUUUGUAAACUUUGAGUUCCUUUGAGUGAUUUAUAUUAAGUAUAUGACAAUAUUACCAUUAUUAGUGAAAUUAUAUGAAAUUAUCUAAUUAGUCGACAAUAUUAUGCGAAUUAUUUAUGCAUUCCAGUAUUUUUUUGCA